This is a messenger RNA of Nematocida homosporus, 477 nucleotides long. RefSeq lists its product as uncharacterized. NCBI's taxonomy places the organism in Eukaryota, Fungi, Microsporidia. The record is from RefSeq and is a predicted model, not a curated record. The transcript has a single exon. The coding region runs from base 1 to 477 and encodes 158 amino acids. Gene Ontology annotation, molecular function: protein binding.
AUGAAUAUCCGAAAACUCUUCGACCAGAUUCAGCGCCGAGAUGCUUUUAAAGCCUUUUGGGCCUAUCCGGAAACAAAAAACCUCUCUAUGAUUUCUGAUAGGUUGGGAUACAUUAAGUCUGCUAAAGAACUUAAGAAUGCAAUAGCCCAAGUCUGUGCGCUAGUCUUUGAGAAGAAUGAAGAGGGUAGCUUUCUCUAUACUGAAGCUCAGAACCUUUUGAAAUUCGCUGAGAAUUUGAUUGAUAAAGCUUUAGUUACUGCCAGUGUAACUGGUACUUAUAUAGAUCAUUCUGGGACGAAAGAAGAGAAAGAUAGCAAUAAGUUUGUUCUUUGGGAGAAUGGCGUCAUUGAUAAAUUAUGCCAGCGCUACCAUGAAAGUCUUAUUGAGUUUACCAAAGACCUUUCCGUAACUGAAAUACAAGAACACGUUCGUAUUGUCCUCUUUGGAGGCAGCACAACCACUCAAAUAAGUCCAUAA